Corylus avellana is the source of this 1258-nucleotide messenger RNA. NCBI's taxonomy places the organism in Eukaryota, Viridiplantae, Streptophyta, Magnoliopsida, Fagales, Betulaceae. The record is from RefSeq and is a predicted model, not a curated record.
CUCAUUCAAAGUCUCUAGAGACAAGGACUGUACGGAAGUUGUCUUCUGGAUUCUGUGUUCCGACGGAAAAAUCAAGAGGUUAACAACACCCUUAAUCUGGCAUCAUCUUCAUCAUUUGGCAGCAGUUCCAAAGAGGCCUACUUUUGCGUACAGGUGAAAGAUUCCCUUUCUUGAUAAGAAUUCGAAACAUGUCGGCUCCAACAAGUGUCAUGUCAGCAAGGAGGACUGUGAUGGGGGAAAAUGAGAGAGUUCAACAACAGGUGGAGUUGUUAAGCUCAGUUGAUGAUUUGUAUGGAGGAGUUCGUGUAGACAUGAAGCAUCAUCCCAUGGAUUCCAAGGCCUUUGAUACUUUGCUCAAAGCUUCAAUAUCGCAAUGGAAGCAACAGGGGAAGAGGGGUGUGUGGAUCAAAUUGCCUAUCGAACAAGUAAAUCUUGUUGAAGUUGCAGUUAAGGAAGGAUUUAGGUAUCACCAUGCUGAACCAGAUUACUUAAUGCUUGUAUAUUGGAUUCCUGAAACUACUGAUACUCUUCCUGCAAAUGCUUCACGUCGAGUGGGUAUUGGUGCUUUUGUCAUGAAUAGUCAGAGAGAGGUGCUUGUAGUUAUGGAGAAUGGUGGCAGAUUCAAAGGAACAGGCGUGUGGAAGUUCCCUACUGGGGUUGUUAAUGAAGGUGAGGAUAUAAGUACAGCUGCAGUUAGGGAAGUCAAAGAAGAGACAGGAAUUGAUGCAGAAUUUGUGGAGGUUUUAGCAUUCAGGGAAAGCCACAAGUCAUUCUUUAGCAAAUCAGAUUUGUUCUUUGUUUGCAUGUUGAAACCACGCUCCUUUGUCAUCCAGAAACAGGAUCAGGAGGUUGAAGCAGCCCAGUGGAUGCCGUUUGAGGAAUAUGCAGCCCAACCUUUUAUCCGAGAACAUGAGCAAUUCAAUUAUGUUGCCAAGAUAUGCUUGGCAAAGUCAGAUAAGAGCUAUGCUGGUUUUUCACCAGUAUCUGCAGCUACAUCUUCUGGCAAAACAGGCUGCCUUUACUGCAACAAUCCGGAUAUACACCUAUUAACUUCUGAUCAUCAGCAGUAGCUUUCAAUAUAGCCGUGUCAAUAAAUGAUUUGAUCUAUGCAAUUUGUCCCUAUAUAUUUUGUAUUGAAAUUCAAAUAAGAAAAUGUAGUCAAUUAUGACUUUUCUAUAUUGAUUCAAGCAAGCAAACGAAUGCACGUUAGGCUUCGUUUACUUCAAUGUAAAAUGGUUUCUAGAAAAUGAUUUUCUCA